CGAAAUCAUAUCCCAUGAUGUUUCAACCGCCGACAUUUUCCCGGUUUACUAACCGCAACUGCAUUUCUUCAACUUCACUCUCUCUCAUCAUCGUCCUCCUGAUCUAUAAACUUAUUUGCAAAGGUGAAGCUGUAGGUGGAAAUCCAGUUCAAGUAAGCCAACAGAUUGCUAAUUCUCGGGCCAUUUUGGAAGAUGGGUGGGUUGUCUUGGCCUUCUGAUUCAGAGUUGGAUGGAAUAAGAAAGGUGGUAGCUGAAAUGUCUGGGAGAGAUGCAAUGGAGGUUAGGGUGGUUGUGUCUCCUUAUAGGAUAUGCCCAUUGGGAGCCCAUAUUGACCAUCAAGGUGGAACAGUUUUGGCUAUGACAAUUAAUAGGGGCAUCCUUCUUGGAUUUGUUCCUGCCGGUGAUUCUCAGGGUUUUUCCAAAACACAUGAGGGUUGUUCCAAUGGUGGUCCUGUCCAGGGUUCUCUCCUGUUGUGGCCAUCAAUUUUGCAUCUUCCCUUGAGUAUGAUAUUUUUGCAUGGAAUUGCUGAGAUCCUUGUGACAUAA
Ilex paraguariensis (yerba mate) is the source of this 546-nucleotide messenger RNA. The record is from the annotation of a GenBank genome assembly. Lineage: Eukaryota; Viridiplantae; Streptophyta; Magnoliopsida; Aquifoliales; Aquifoliaceae.